Messenger RNA from Lucilia sericata (common green bottle fly), 3143 nucleotides. RefSeq lists its product as uncharacterized. Lineage: Eukaryota; Metazoa; Arthropoda; Insecta; Diptera; Calliphoridae. The record is from RefSeq and is a predicted model, not a curated record.
GACACACGAUGAGUUAGUUGUUGUUGUUGCUGUUGUUUAAACGACUUGACGAAUAAAAGAUGAAGAAGCAGAACACACUGAAAAAAGCUGUUUUGUUGCUAGUGUGUGCGCUGUGACUGAAUUUUUUGAAAAAAUAAAGAAGCAAGAAAAGAAAGAAAUAAAAAUUCAUUUCAUAUUAUCGAGUGGCAAAGGAAUUACGGUGAAAAUAUUGCAAUUUAAAAUUGUUAAGAAAAUAUAACGUUAAUUUUGUUUAAAAAAUCUAUAAAAAUAAACAAAAUAUACACAAAUAUUGGAAAUUAAUGUGAAAAAAAGGUUUUUUGUGUUGCAAAGUGGAAGAACGAAAAAACCGAGUGUGUGGAACGCUGAACAAAACGAGUUGGAGAAUCAAUAUUGUAGAUACUUAACUCAAGCAAACGCCGAAUGCCAAAAGGAGGUUAUGGUCAUUUAAUAGUAAAAACGCUGGACAGGAUUUCUGUUUAAAAAAGCUCGAGGCCGCUAACAUCCAGCAAUAUAUACUUUCACCACACAAACUGGCAUAAAAGAACAACUACAGCAACAAAACCAGCAAAGAAAAACACCUUUAAAGUGAAAAAAACUCACCACUAAUAGUAUACAGCUGCCAUUAAAACACGAUUUUACUCGUUUUACUUAAACAACAACAACAUUAUUAUAAUAACAACAACCACCACCACUACAACUGCUGUUGACGCCGCUAAAAUAACACCACCAUCAUAAUCCUCAUCAUCAGCAGCAAGCAACAUCAUCUGCAAAAUCCACUAAAGCAAAGAAAUAAUACAACAACAAUACAAACGCAUUUAUCAUCAACAACCACAGCAGCAACAACAACAGUAAAGAGCUCAACAUUUAUUGUUGUUAUUAACGUAAAGUUGCCUUCCCUUCUUGCGGCCUGCUAACGCCAUUAAGCAACAACAACAACAACUACUACCUUAAAUAAAGAAGACAGAAGAAAAAAAGAAACAGCAAAAACAAAAACACAAAAAAACAUUACAAUACCAUCUGUCAAUUCUCAGUUUUAAAUUUCUCUUUUAUUUUUACGUUUUUCUUUUUGUAUUUUUUCACAUUUCACUUUAUUACCCAUCUUCGUCGGUUCGGUACGGUUCGGUUCAGUGCUGUGUAUGCAUGUGUGCCUGAGUGUUUGUGUUUUUAUUUUCUGUGUGUCUCAAAUCGAUCUUCGUCUUGUAUGUAGCGGCGGAGUCGUAAAAUUUAUAAACUAAAUAAAAAUAAUAAAAAAGCAAACAGGAAAACUUCACCACCAUCAUCAUCAACCACUAAAAAAUUAUAUUUAAUCUAAAACGAUGGCCAAUACCGGCAAAGAUACGGCUUCAUUUUUCGAAAAUGGCACUUCGGAACAAUUUGAAUUUUGCUAUAAACUCUAUCCACAAGUUUUGAAAAUCAAAGCCGAGAAACGUAAUAAAAAACCUCAGGAGUUGAUACGUCUCGAUGACUGGUAUCAGAAUGAAUUGCCCAAAGUGAUUAAGGGUCGAGGGAAAGAUGCCCAUUUGGUGUACGAUGAACUGGUGCAGACUAUGAAAUGGAAACAGACUCGUGGCAAAUUCUAUCCACAACUCAACUAUUUGGUCAAAGUCAAUACACCACGCGCCGUAAUGACAGAAACUAAAAAAGCCUUUCGUAAACUGCCCAAUCUAGAGCAGGCCAUUACGGCUCUAUCGAAUCUAAAGGGUGUGGGUACUACUAUGGCUUCGGCUUUGGCUGCCGCUUGUCCCGAUUCGGCACCCUUUAUGGCGGAUGAGUGUCUUAUGGCCAUUCCAGAAAUUGAAGGCAUCGAUUAUACCACAAAAGAAUACCUCAAUUUUGUUCAACACAUUCAGGCGACCGUUACACGUCUUAAUACACAGGCUGGCGGUGAGACUCCAGUCUGGUCGCCCCAUCGUGUUGAGCUAGCACUGUGGGCUCACUAUGUGGCCAAUGAUUUGUGUCCAGAGCUAUUAGAUGAAAUGCCCAGCGGUAAGGGUGGUGGCGGUGUGUCCAAAGCUAAUGGUUCUACAACAAAUGUUCUAAGUGCAGGCGGUGAUGAUACUAAUGAUGGUGACGAUGAUAGUGCAGGUCGCAUAGAUGGUAAUAAUGUUGUUACAGAAUGAAAUGAAAAUACCAACCCAACACCUCAUGAUGGAGAUUCAAAUUUCAUUUCAAACGAUUCAACAUCACAAGAACCUAUUAUCGAUGAAAAUACCACACAGACAACAGCUACCGAAACCACUGAUGAGGGUGAUGGUGAUAUUGGCGGUGUCGCAACGCCACUAGCUUCCGAUUCGGAAAGUAACAUAGAAGCACCAGUUAAGGCUAAUAUCAACAACACAACAAGCAAAGAGGCAAACAGUACAUCAUCAUCGGUAGCAGCAACAGGAGUAGUAGCUGCGGCAAAUGGUAAUGGUAGCAUUUUGGCAGCCUCAGCAGCUGGUCUAGACGGUGAGAAUAGCAACAGUAAUUGUAUGCGUGAAUCUGAGUAUGAUGAUGAAGACGAUGAGAGCAGUAACAGUCGUGCAUUAAACGAUGAUGUACAAACGCCUUUAAUAAAUCACAAUACCACGGAGGAUAAUGAUUCAUCGACAUUAAGUAGUGCUGGUGGUGCGGCCGCCAUAGCAGCUGCCACUAUAGUGGGACAAAAGCGGACUCUAAAUUGUGCGGAUGAAGCCUCCUUGGAGGGACAAUCACAGCCAGAAUUGAAGAAAAUACGUAGUGAUUAAAAAUUCGUAAAACAAAAACAAAAUAUACAUCCACACACCAACACAACACACAUACAUAAUUUACAUAAUACAAGAAAGAUUAAUAAAAGCUGAACAAAUUAAGAAAGAAAAGAGAGAAAAUUUAGAAGUCCACACAACCUACUCGGGCCUUUUUAAAAACGGAUAAAAAACAUACGUUUGCGAAAGACAGCUUAGGAUUUAAAAAGCGUUUUGUUUUUUUCUUCUAUAGAGGGGCUCAGGAGCAGGUCUAAGGCAGUUGUUUUGAAGAAAAGUAAUAUAAUUAAAAAAUAAUAAAAAACAUUCAAAAAAACCAUUUAACUUUAAGGCAAAUUUAUAUUUAAUUAAAUAAUGAAAAAAAAAAAACAAAUUAAUAACAAAAACUCCUCUCUCCCUCCUACAUUUAAAGAAGAAUAAGCA